GGCUAUAAAGAUUGAACAAAGUUAACACACAUUUCGCAUUCAGUAGAAGAGAAAAAGCUUUGAAUAGAGAAAGGACAAAUCAGUGUUCUGUACGUAAAGUGUUGGUGGCCUAAUUAUGACGGAGGAAUCAAACAAACCAAUGGAUGAUGCAUCAGCACCCAACUGGUUAUCUGAUUUGGACAUGGAUGAUUACAAUUUAUUUCCAGAUGAGUGUGCCCUGAACUUGAACUUGUUUGAUGAUCAAGAGUUUCUGCCACAAGACAUUGCCAGUGCCCUUGAAGAACAGACACAGAGCCUGCAGCGAUCUUUGUCUUCGGAGUGCCCUUCCAAAACUGUGAGCAACUCAUCCACCGAUGAAACCAGUUUUGACUUUGAGAGACCAGCCAAGUUACUGAAAACGACAAGCAGUAGUUGCUGUAACUCUGACUCAUCCACCAUCACCAACAACCUCUCGCCAAAACUUUCCCCAUCCACAUCCUUCUCCUCCUUUCAGUCUCAUAUUCUGUCUUUUGACAACCCCAACUCCUCCCCUCCCACCACCACCACCACCACCACCCACUUUUACGGCUUUGACUUAAACCCAACGCAGAACGAAAUGGUGUCAGUGUCAAUGCCCCAAUUGACAAAAUCACGCUUCCCUGAUCAAACGCCAAAAGGGUCCUCAAAAAAUCACAACUUUGAAACAAAACCCUCACAUGGUAAGAGAUCUCCUGCUCACGCUCAGGAUCACAUCAUGGCCGAGAGGAAGCGAAGAGAGAAGCUCAGCCAGAGCUUCAUUGCUCUUGCAGCUCUUGUUCCUGGCCUAAAGAAGAUGGAUAAGGCUUCUGUGUUAGGGGACGCUAUCAAAUAUGUGAAAGAUCUUAAAGAGCGUUUGGCAGUGCUUGAAGAGCAGAGCAAGAAAACAAGGGAAGAAUCGGCGGUGGUCCUGAACAAGCCAGAGCUCUCUGGCGAUGAUGAUUCUUCUUCAUGUGAUGAGUGCAUUGGUGCUGAUAGUGUCAGUGACACUCUGUUUGAGGUGGAAUCAAGAGUGUCAGGGAAGGAGAUGCUGCUUCGGAUCCACUGCCUCAAGCAAAAGGGGCUUCUCGUCAAAUUACUGGCCGAGAUCCAAAGAAAUAACCUACUCGUUAUUAAUAGCAGCAUCUUACCAUUCGGUGAUUCUAUCCUUGACAUUACCAUAGUUGCUCAGAUGGGAGAAAAUUACAAUUUGACUAUGAAGGAACUUGCCAAGAACCUACGCGUUUCGGCAAAUAAGGUUGUCUCAUAACAUAAACGCGGCUCGAGUAUGGGAUACCAUGAAGAUAUAUGGCAAGAAUCAAAACUCUGAAUCAGAAUUGGUGCACCAACCAUAGAGUAAAUAAUCCUAAAAUGGAAUGUUUUCUGUUAAUGUGAGAUCUACUCCAGCUAGCUUACAGUGUUCCUGUGUUCCCCGAAAUGCAGAUGAUCGAUCCAAAAGGGAUAUUGUCUUUUUCGUGUUGUGCGUGGUUUCUCAGGCCUUCGGUCUGUGCCUGCUUGACAAAA
Molecule: messenger RNA, 1518 nt
Organism: Vigna umbellata (rice bean)
Lineage: Eukaryota; Viridiplantae; Streptophyta; Magnoliopsida; Fabales; Fabaceae
Source: RefSeq, a predicted model, not a curated record